AUGAGUUUACAGGCAAUUCCCAACACCGACCAUCACACCCGCGAGGCUGAUGAAAAGAUAGCGGUUGGUCCCUCGCCUAGCGAGUCCAUCAGCCUUGCUCAUGAUGGGUCCGAUCUACCAGAGGAAGAUGCCGGCGGUGCUGUGGGCAAAAGGAUGAGCAACCUCCGCUGGUUUGCGGUAUGCGUCGGGCUAUAUCUGACCGCAUUUCUCUACGGACUGGACUCUACGAUUGCUGCCGACGUUCAAGGGCCCAUUCUGGCUUCUCUCGGGGAGCUCCGUCUGCUCCCCUGGGUUGGGACUGGGUUCUUACUGGGCUCAGUGGCCACUGUCUCGCUCUUCGGCUCGCUGUACACCAAGAUAGAGGUCAAAUGGUUGUACCUGGGCAGCAUUCUGACCUUCGAAGUCGGCAGCGCAAUCUGUGGCGCCGCCCCUAACAUGCAGGCCAUGGUUGUUGGCCGAGUGGUGGCCGGAGUCGGUGGCUCCGGUGUCUAUCUGGGAGGUAUUAGUUACAUUUCCGUCUUUGUGUCCGCAGCCAGGCGGCCGAUCUACACUGCCUUGAUUAGCACAUUCUGGGGUCUAGGAGCCAUCCUCGGGCCUGUUAUCGGUGGAGCGUUCGCACAAAGUCCAGCAACGUGGCGGUGGGCCUUCUAUAUUAAUCUCGUCCUCGGCGGGGUGACUGCUCCCAUUUACAUCUUCUGCCUUCCUCGCCACGGCACGCAUCGCCACGAAAGGAUUAUUCCACGCAUCCGGAACCUCGACUGGCUCGGUGCAUUACUCAACGCUGCAACGUACACUCUCUUCAUCAUCUCGUGUACGUACAGUGGCUCCGCAUGGCCUUGGGACUCGGGCUCAAUCAUCGCUCUCUGGGCCAUGACUGGGGUCACCAUCGUACUCUUUGCACUCCAGCAGUGGACAGCAUUCUUGACGACCAAGGACGGUCGCAUCUAUCCAGUCUGGUGCCUGAAGAGCAAGUCAUUGGUACUGUUGUACAUUGCGACUGCCGGGAGCAGUGCUGUUCUACAGUGCAACAUCUACUACAUUCCUCUUUUCUUCGAAUUCACCAAGGGGGAUGACGCCAUCUCCGUCUCGGCUCGACUCUUGCCCUUCAUCUUCCUCAUGAUAUUUAGCUCCCUUUUCAGCGGAACGCUCCUGCCGAGAUUCAACGUGUACGCGAUUUGGUACGUUGUGUCGGGCAUAGUAGCGCUGGUUGGGAGUGUACUAUUGUUCCUCAUCUCGACUGGAACACCCCCCAGAAACAUCUACGGAUUCGAGAUCUUGACUGGCGUCGGCUGCGGACUGACCUUCCAAGCUGCGUACGCCAUCGCCCUGAGCAAAUCGCCGCCGGAGAAGGCAACCUCGAUCCUGGGUUUCAUCAACGUGGCCCAACUCGGUGGUGGGGCUUUGGCGCUGGCGAUAGCAGGGACAAUCUUCCAGAAUGUUGGAUUUGACAACCUGCAGACGGCUCUCGGUGGCAGGGGAUAUUCCACUGGGGAGAUUCGUGAAGCUCUGGGCGGUGGAUACUCGGCUAUCCUGAACGGUGGCCCUCUCGAGGUGCGUGCCAUCGCGUCAGAUGCGAUCGGAAAUACCAUUGCCAGCGUCUUUGGCAUCUCAGUCGGAGGAGGUGCUGCGGUCCUGGGCGCCGGACUUUUGAUGCGGUGGGAGAGGGUGAAGUUGUCAUAG
This is a messenger RNA of Aspergillus calidoustus, 1680 nucleotides long. NCBI's taxonomy places the organism in Eukaryota, Fungi, Ascomycota, Eurotiomycetes, Eurotiales, Aspergillaceae. The record is from the annotation of a GenBank genome assembly.